This is a messenger RNA of Dichotomopilus funicola, 1269 nucleotides long. RefSeq lists its product as uncharacterized. The transcript has a single exon. Gene Ontology annotation, molecular function: FAD binding. NCBI's taxonomy places the organism in Eukaryota, Fungi, Ascomycota, Sordariomycetes, Sordariales, Chaetomiaceae. The coding region runs from base 1 to 1269 and encodes 422 amino acids. The record is from RefSeq and is a predicted model, not a curated record.
AUGUCGGACAGAAUACACUUCCUCUCGGGCCGCCACAUCGUCGUUGCCGGCGGUGGCAUCGCAGGCCUCUCGUUCGCGGUCGCUCUCCGCAAGCUCUGGCCGCCCCAGGUCCCUCCACCAAAACUCACCAUCCUCGAGCGGGACUCGAAGGAAGAUGCGCUGGGCCGCGCAGGCUACAGCCUCUCGCUGGCCGGCUAUGACGAGACCGGCGGGCUAGUGGCGCUCCGAGACCUCGGAUUGCUCGAUACCAUCCUCAAACACGCCAUCCUCGGCACGCAGGACGGCAGCACCGGGGCUUCGUUCAAGGCGUGGAACCCGGAUUGGACGGAGCUGCUUAGCGUCCGGUUCAAGCCCGCUCCAGGGCUGCCAACGUCGUCGAUCCGGAUUGCGAGGAAGAACCUGCGCAAGACGCUCAUCGAUGCCGUACCGGACGAAGUCCGAUGGGAAUCAACUUGUUUAUCGGCUACCAAGACGAAGAAUGGACGGGUCUCACUGCGUAUCUCCGGGGGUAAUGGAGGCAAGCCGGAGUCGACUGUGGAAUGCGACUUGUUGGUUGUGGCCGACGGUGCGAGCAGCAAGGUCCGGGCGAGUCUGCGUCCCGACGAUCAGUUGGAGUAUGCCGGCGCUGUCCAGUUAAUAGGCCAAGCAAGUUUCCCAAACGGCAUCCCCCCACCUCUCGACAGGAAUUGGGGGCAACAGCUAUCCGGCGGUCAUGGCGUAGCCUGUUUUUACUCUCCUGUUGACAGUCACAGCGUGGUGUGGGGGCUCAGUUAUGUGGAUCCAACAUUCCGGCCCAAGGUCGGUCCAUUCCGGAGCCGCGAAGAGAUCCUCCCCGUGCUUGAGGAGGCGCGACGACGGGGCCACAUGCUUGGCCCGCGGUUUCUCGAGGUGCUAGAUGCCACGGAGGACCCAACGAGCGUUCUUGUGUCGCCGGCGCGCGACAAGAAACCGUUUGCGCACAACCCGUCCGAACUCGGGCCCGUGGUGUUUAUCGGCGACAGCAACCACGCGGUGAGCCCGUUUGCCGGGUACGGUGCGAGUCUCGCUCUCAAGGACGGCUGGGACCUCGCGGAGAAAGUUAUCCAGGCCAGUUCGGUUGACAGCGCCAUUCGGAAUUACGAUGCGGUCAGCGUGCCGCGGGCCGUCAAGGUGCUGCAGACGUCGAGAACACGGAUCAAGCACGGGCAUAGUACGGGUGUCUCGUACUUUUUGUUUCGGACAUUUUUAUCUGUGAUGGGGUAUCUGCUCUGGCUAUCAGGGAGGGCCUAA